GUGUUCUUCCGUUUCGCGCCUAAAACUCGAUGCACGUCUUUGCGUGUCCUUACCUUGCAGGAUCUGCUUGACGUUCUUCCAGUGACAUGGGUCUUAAUACUGAAAUAAAGAACCUUUCGGUAGGGAAUAGCAAUCAGCUUUCCCUGAAAACGCCGAGCAAGGAUGCCCCGCGCGGGAAGAUGCACGUUAUCAAGCGCAAUGGGCGCAUGGAGGAUGUUCAUUUCGAUAAAAUUACAUCAAGAAUCGCCAAGCAGUGUUAUAAUUUAGAUAUGAAUUACGUGGACCCAUCCGCCGUUGCGAUUCAAGUGAUACGUGGUUUAUAUUCUGGAGUAACUACAGUCGCAUUGGAUAAUCUUGCAGCUGAAAUUGCGGCCACUAUGGCAACUAAUCAUCCUGAUUACGCAAUAUUAGCGGCACGAAUUGAUGUGUCUAAUUUACACAAGGAAACCAAGAAGAGCUUUAGUGAGGUCAUGCAUGAUCUGUAUAACGCAAAGAAUCCUAUUACAAACGAACCGACCCCUAUGAUUAGUGAAUAUUACUACAACAUUAUCAAGGACAAUGCGGAGAGAUUGGAUUCUGCUAUAAUAUACGACAGAGAUUUCAAUUAUAAUUACAUCGGCUUCAAGACGCUCGAGACGAGUUACCUGCUAAAGAUUAACGGCAAGAUAGUAGAAAGGCCGCAACAAAUGCUGAUGAGAGUGGCCGUUGGCAUUCACGAGAACGAUAUCGAGAAGGCUAUAGAGACGUAUAACUAUUUGUCCGAACGAUAUUUUACGCACGCCUCGCCAACGCUCUUCAACGCCUGUACCAAUAAUCAACAGAUGUCCAGCUGCUUUCUCUUGACGCUCAACAACGACAGCGUAAAGGGUAUAUAUGGCAUGCUGAAGAAAUGCGCGCUCAUCAGUAAAUACGCUGGUGGAAUAGGAUUAAAUGUGCAUUGCAUCCGUGCGAAGAACGCGGAAGAUAGAUACGACAAGGAAACCUACGACCAGAUCUCCAUUCUGAAGUUGUACAACGACAUUGCUAUUUACGUCGAUCAAGGGGGCAAUAAGAGACCGGGCGCGUUCGCUAUUUAUUUAGAGCCGUGGCAUGCCAAUAUCUUUGAUUUUCUGGAGCUCAAGAGAAAUAUUGGGGACGGAAACAUGCGAGCAAGAGAUUUGUUCUAUGGUUUGUGGAUACCGGAUCUCUUUAUGGAGCGCGUGUACAGUGAUGACGUUUGGAGCCUGAUGUGUCCGUAUGAGUCUCCUGGGCUGGCCGAUGUCUGGGGUGACGAGUUUAAGGAGUUGUACACUAGGUACGAGAAGGAGAGUCGUUACACGAAGCAAAUCAAGGCUACGGAAAUAUGGCUCGCCAUUCUCAGGUCGCAAGUAGAGACCGGAACGCCGUACAUGCUUUACAAGGAUCACUGCAAUGGAAAAUCGAAUCACCAGCACUUGGGCACGAUCAAGUGCAGUAAUCUGUGCACCGAGGUUAUUGAAUAUUCCAGCCCUGACGAAGUCGCCGUGUGCAAUCUAGCGUCCAUCGCUGUUAACAUGUUCGUCAAUGCGAACGACAAAACUUUCGAUUUCGAUAAACUUAAAACAGUCGCGAAAAUUGUCACCCGUAACUUGGACAAAGUGAUCGACGUCAAUUUUUACCCGAUACCGGAAACGAGACGGUCGAAUCAAAGGCACAGACCUAUUGGUAUCGGAAUACAAGGUCUAGCGGAUGCGUUUCUGCUAAUGCGACAUCCGUUCGAGAGCAAAGAGGCGAAAGAACUUAACAUUAAAAUCUUCGAGACGCUUUACUACGGCGCCCUGGAAGCCAGUUGCGAGUUAGCUGCGGAGAAGGGCACGUACGAGACGUAUCAAGGUAGCCCAGUCAGCAAAGGCAUCUUGCAAUACGACAUGUGGAACGUUAAACCGACAGACCUGUGGAACUGGGAGGACUUGAAGGCGAAGAUCGCGAAGCACGGAGUGAGAAAUUCGCUUCUGAUAGCGCCGAUGCCGACGGCCUCGACGGCGCAGAUCUUGGGAAACAACGAAUCCAUCGAGCCGUACACGAGCAACAUCUACGUGAGACGCGUCUUAUCCGGCGAGUUCGUCAUCAUCAAUCCGCACCUGCUGCGAGACUUGACCGCGAGGGGUUUGUGGGACGGAGAUAUACAGAACGAGAUCCUCGCGAAUUUCGGAUCCGUCCAAAAUAUCGAUCGUAUACCCGAUGAUCUGAAAGUGCUGUACAAAACCGUGUGGGAGAUAUCGCAACGAGUAAUCCUCGAAAUGGCAGCUGAUCGAGGCGCUUUCAUCGACCAGUCGCAAUCGCUGAACGUUCACAUGGCGGAGGCGACGACUGACAAGCUCACGUCAAUGCACUUCUUUGGCUGGAGAAGUGGCUUGAAGACUGGCAUGUAUUAUUUGAGAACAAAGCCAGCCGCAAACCCUAUACAGUUUACAGUGGACGAGUCGAAGCUGCGGAAUCGCGAUCUGGUGUCCAAUACUUCCACCGUCGGCAGUACUCCGACGAAGUCGCCCAAGCAAGACGUGAACGGCGACAGCAAUGCCGCUGAGAGGCGGAAGCAAAUAAAUCAGCAGGCGAGCGGAAAUCAACGUGAACUAGCACGAGCCAAGAACUUAAAGAAAACUGUCAAAAAGGCGGCGGCCGAGCAAGACAGUAACAAAGGUCUCUCCCUGGAACAGCGCAAAGCACGCGACGCGGAACGAAUGAGAGAGAAGCAACUUAAGAAACAAGGAGAUCAAGGAGACAACGCGAAACAGGCGGCGGGAUAAUUCAACGGAGGAGGAGUGCACAUUUUUACGAUAAGGACGACUGUCAUCCGAUAUAUGGCUACGUUUAAGAAAUUCACGAUUGCAAGAGAGCGAGCUGCAACGCUGAAUGUUUCACAGGUACAUGAAAAGGAAUCACCAUGUUUCUGAUGUUAGAGAAUCUUUCCAUCGUUGGCCAACAAACGCGUGUUGGCCACAUGACAGACCGCAGGACCUAGCUUCAAUUAUCUCGUUUACAUAUUUACAUAUUGCUCACGGGAAAAAAAGGAAACAGUUAUAGUCAGUGUGUAUAAAACUCGAUAUUACACCUCAAUUCAGUCAAAGAAAAUGCGCGUUUGACUGGUUUCUCUAGGUAUAAGGAUAUUAAUUAAAUAUAAUAACGAUGUGCUCGUAGUACUAAUUUUUAAUCUGUAAAUUCAGACUUUCACUUAUUUAAUAUGUUAUUAUGUAAUUAAAUGUGUAACGAGUGAGCGACCAUUUAGGGCUGCAUGUCCUGCUAUCGUUCCCUCACACUCGUAAUAAAUUGUUCAAAUUUUAACAAUAUA
Molecule: messenger RNA, 3307 nt
Organism: Ooceraea biroi (clonal raider ant)
Lineage: Eukaryota; Metazoa; Arthropoda; Insecta; Hymenoptera; Formicidae
Product: Ribonucleoside diphosphate reductase large subunit
Biological process (GO): deoxyribonucleotide biosynthetic process
Cellular component (GO): ribonucleoside-diphosphate reductase complex
Molecular function (GO): ribonucleoside-diphosphate reductase activity, thioredoxin disulfide as acceptor; ATP binding
Source: RefSeq, a predicted model, not a curated record